This is a messenger RNA of Aspergillus ibericus CBS 121593, 1916 nucleotides long. Its product is annotated as ribonuclease H-like protein. The transcript has 2 exons. NCBI's taxonomy places the organism in Eukaryota, Fungi, Ascomycota, Eurotiomycetes, Eurotiales, Aspergillaceae. Bases 85 to 1647 code for a protein of 520 amino acids. Gene Ontology annotation, molecular function: nucleic acid binding; exonuclease activity. The record is from RefSeq and is a predicted model, not a curated record. Gene Ontology annotation, biological process: rRNA processing; ribosomal large subunit assembly. Gene Ontology annotation, cellular component: nucleus.
AAAACCCUUCUGCUUACCCCGGAUUAUCGCGUAUGGCUUUUCUGAUUCUCACCAUUAUUUAUUUUUCAUGAGGCUGUUGUCGAGAUGACUGCCGUUGCUGUCGCUUCUGUUUCCGUUCCCAAACCUAACCCCGUAGCGCAGACGUGCCCAGUGUGUCAGAGAAGGACUUUCAAGACGGUGAAAGCCUUACGAGCGCAUCAGCAGACCCUGAGGCAUUUGUUUCCCUGUACCGACUGUGAUAAAGAGUUUAUAGACUCGAAGGCGUUGGAGCAGCAUCGAAUUGUUCACGCUAAGCCGGAGAAACCUUGGGCCUGUUCGAAAUGUACUCGCAAAUUUGCCAGUGAAAAGGCCUUGGCAGAUCAUCACGCCAGUCAUUCGAGGCCAUUGAAGCAGAUUGCCUGCAAUAUCUGCAACAGGAAGUUCAAGACCUCGCCUGCAUUAUCGCAACAUGUUUUGUCCCAUCAGGAGGCUGAUAGUGCUCCGAAACCGCAGUCUGCGACAGGCACACUUCCCGCUCCCACUCCCGCUUCGGCUUCAGCCACCAUCCCUCAGUCGUCUGAUAUAGAGGAAAAGAUAACACAAUCGGUACCGCCGUCGCACCAGCUGUCAGCCCUAAGUCCAGAUCUCGCCAUAGCAAAUGUCGUCGCCAACCACCCAUACAACAGUAACCGUUUUGCCGUGCUCGGGCCAUCCGAGAAAGACCUCCGCUAUCUGGAGCUCCGAGAAAAAUGCCAUCCGAUUUCCCGUCUUCUCGCACAGGGGUUUCGCAUGAUCGCUUUUACAGAUCAAAGAGAACCCCGGAAAGGAACCGUCCUCGGCACCCAGUUCCAAAACACCCCACCAUCACCAAUGAACCGACACCAGAAACGCAAGGCCGUGGUGAUCGACUGUGAGAUGGUCACGGUGACUUCUGGCCGACGACAUAUCGCUUCUAUUGCGGCAGUCGACUUUCUGACCGGGGAAGUGCUUCUCAAUCAAUACGUCUACCCGGAGGCAAAGAUCGUGAAUUACAACACUCGAUACAGUGGGAUAAGUCAUGCGACCAUGAUGGCGGCUGUGAGAAACGGAGCGGCAUUGCGAGGGUGGGAGGCUGCGCGAGAGGCGUUGUGGGAGCAUGUCGAUCAAGACACGGUUCUCAUCGGUCAUGCGCUACAGAAUGAUCUCUCCAUCAUGGGUAUCAUCCACUCACGAAUCGUUGACUCGCAGAUCUUGACAGGGGAGGCUAUAUUCCCGAAGCUAUCGACUUCGAGUCCCCUGCCUCGGCUGACUGGAUUGAAGGCGUUGGCGAGUGAACUUACCGAGUAUGAUAUCCAAGCCGGUCGGAAAGGCCACACGGCGCUCGAGGACGCGUAUGCCACCCGGGAUGUGGUUAUUUGGUGCCUUAGAUACCCCCAGCUUCUGGAAAGCUGGGCUGAUAUGGCCAAGAAGCGGUACGAGCAGAUCAAGAAACAGGACAAGGAGAGACGAGAAAUGAGGAAAGCCAAGAAGAAAGCUACCAAGAAACAACCCCAAAGUAGGGGUGGGAUGCCGCCGCGCACCCAAGGCUAUAGGUAUUGUGAAGAUUCGGAGAUGGAACAUUGGUCAGAUAUUGCAGAGGCAUGUGGAUACCCUCAUCCGGAUACGGGUUAUGACCCGUGGUCGGAUUAGGUGCAUGGUUAUCUUAGUAGUGUGCUAGCUUCGAGGAAUAUCGCUGGACCGAUAUGAUGAUGUUAUGAGUUGCAGCAUUUUAGCUUGGUUUUGUGUUGAUAUUGUUUCAACUGGUUCUUGCGCGUAUGAAUGAGAAUUUCUGUCCCAGAACCAUUGCACAUGGUGAUAUUGUUCAUGGAUACCUCUUUUGCCAUGAUACCAUGCUUAUUAAGAUAUUCCUAGACGACCAUAUAACCUCUGGAAGGCCUAGCUGUUUUCUUCUGAUUGGG